Messenger RNA from Oncorhynchus gorbuscha (pink salmon), 2206 nucleotides. RefSeq lists its product as uncharacterized. The transcript is spliced from 4 exons. The record is from RefSeq and is a predicted model, not a curated record. The coding region runs from base 1 to 747 and encodes 248 amino acids. Lineage: Eukaryota; Metazoa; Chordata; Actinopteri; Salmoniformes; Salmonidae.
AUGGCCGAGCAACCCAUCAUUGGAGUACACGUUGAGAAAGUGAGCAGUGUGUAUUGGGGUACAGUGUGGUCUCGGCCCAGGAGCAGUGUGUAUUGGGGGUACAGCGUGGUCUCGGCCCAGGAGCAGUGUGUAUUGGGGGUACAGUGUGGUCUCGGCCCAGGAGCAGUGUGUAUUGGGGGUACAGCGUGGUCUCGGCCCAGGAGCAGUGUGUAUUGGGGGUACAGUGUGGUCUCGGCCCAGGAGCAGUGUGUAUUGGGGGUACAGUGUGGUCUCGGCCCAGGAGCAGUGUGUAUUGGGGGUACAGUGUGGUCUCGGCCCAGGAGCAGUGUGUAUUGGGGGUACAGCGUGGUCUCGGCCCAGGAGCAGUGUGUAUUGGGGGUACAGUGUGUAUUGGGGGUACAGUGUGGUCUCGGCCAAGGAGCAGUGUGUAUUGGGGGUACAGAGUGGUCUCGGCCCAGGAGCAGUGUGUAUUGGGGGUACAGAGUGGUCUCGGCCCAGGAGCAGUGUGUAUUGGGGGUACAGUGUGGUCUCGGCCCAGGAGCAGUGUGUAUUGGGGGUACAGUGUGGUCUCGGCCCAGGAGCAGUGUGUAUUGGGGGUACAGUGUGGUCUCGGCCCAGGAGCAGUGUGUAUUGGGGGUACAGUGUGGUCUCGGCCCAGGAGCAGUGUGUAUUGGGGGUACAGUGUGGUCUCGGCCCAGGAGCAGUGUGUAUUGGGGGUACAGUGUGGUCUCGGCCCAGGUGCAGUGAAUAAAAGGUGUCCAGUGAAUUAACUACUGGUGUUCGACGGGGAGGAAAAAAACAACUUGAACUGCGUUGCCUUUUUUUUCUCCCCUCAGUCUUUUCUCUGUGUGCUGUUCUGUUAUAUGUACAUUUUAUAAGUACUGACGAACAUGUACAGCUUUAUUUUACUGGUUAAAAUGAGAUGUUCUCUUCUCUCAUGUUGCUGCGUUCUCUACUGACUCCUGUCUGUGCUCUACAGUCACGUCUUUUCCAGAACCACACGACAAUCAAAAGAAAAGGCGACAGAAAUCCCCCAAACGUUUCGCAUUAGGGACCUGAACGAUGACCGACGUCUUCUCGCUUCACAAGGCUGGGAAUCAACGACCCUCUUUCGUCUUUUGAGAUAUAUGUUUUAACCCCUUGAAGAUAUUUCCCCCCCAUUUGUAUUCAAAAAAAGAAUGACGAAGCAACAAUUGUACAUUUUAAUACUUGUAGGAUACAACUGUCAAAAAAAGAGACAAACGUCAAGGUUGAGCUACACCUUGAGGGACUCGCUUGGUAAAGUAUAGAAUAGUCAUUACCAAGGUGAAGGAUCUAAAUAUCCCUUUAGCAACACAACGUAAAGUAUAGAAUAGUCAUUACCAAGGUGAAGGAUCUAAAUAUCCCUUUAGCAACACAACGUAAAGUAUAGAAUAGUCAUUACCAAGGUGAAGGAUCUAAAUAUCCCUUUAGCAACACAACGUAAAGUAUAGAAUAGUCAUUACCAAGGUGAAGGAUCUAAAUAUCCCUUUAGCAACACAACUUAAAGUAUAGAAUAGUCAUUACCAAGGUGAAGGAUCUAAAUAUCCCUUUAGCAACACAACGUAAAGUAUAGAAUAGUCAUUACCAAGGUGAAGGAUCUAAAUAUCCCUUUAGCAACACAACGUAAAGUAUAGAAUAGUCAUUACCAAGGUGAAGGAUCUAAAUAUCCCUUUAGCAACAACUUAAAGUAUAGAAUAGUAAUUACCAAGGUGAAGGAUCUAAAUAUCCCUUUAGCAACACAACUUAAAGUAUAGAAUAGUCAUUACCAAGGUGAAGGAUCUAAAUAUCCCUUUAGCAACACAACUUAAAGUAUAGAAUAGUCAUUACCAAGGUGAAGGAUCUAAAUAUCCCUUUAGCAACACAACUUAAAGUAUAGAAUAGUCAUUACCAAGGUGAAGGAUCUAAAUAUCCCUUUAGCAACACAACUUAAUUUCAACACAACUUAAAGUGAUAAGAACUCUAAUACACAUGCAUACAAACAUUUUAAAAAGUGACAAAAUACUACAUUUACAUGGUAAGGAAGAGGUUAUCAUAAAGUAGAAGUUGCUAUAACAGGUGUAACAGCCAUAAAAAAGCCAGAUGACGGUUUGCAACUGCACAUGGGGACAAAGAUCGUACUUUUUGGAGAAAUGUCCUCUGGUCUGAUGAAACAAAAACUGUUUGGCCAUAAUGACCAUCGUUAUGU